CUCAGGCUACAAUAUCUUUGAAUUAUCCAUGUCGUCAUAUUCACAAAGCUUUGCUCUUGAAUGUUGUUUAAUACUGUACUCUGUUCGAUACAAACAGAUGAGACGUCAGUACACUUUUAUGCACUUAACACCAUUUUACUACUCCUGAUACUUUAUAUAUCAGUUUAUAAUACUGAAACGUGUACUACUGCAGUAACUUCACAAGGCUUGACUUAUCCAAAAUCUAAGCCUUCAUUAUUGUGGUGUACUUUUCAAUAAACACACUCUUUGCACACACAGAAAAAAAUACUCGUAGUUCGUUCAUACUGCAAAGGAGCCAAAACAAAUGUACCAGUGGUGUUAAACUAACGUUUUCUUUUUAAAUAUGGACAAAAAUGAUCAAGGUGAAUCAAGCAUCUCAGGAAUUCAACCGAGGCUCCUACUGCUGGCAAAGUAUUGAUUAGUGCUUAAAAAUCAAAAGUAAAUGUUUGCCAGUUACACUGAUAUCCCACCAACCCAUCUUUGGCGCUAAGACGGCAGUCGGUUUACACUUACUGACCGAAUCAAAACACACACAGUAAGGUAAGGAACUCAGACGCCUCUCACCUGUUCAGCUCUCCAGCAUCUGCCCACACUGCGAGGACACUUCUCUACAAUUACAUUCUCACUUCAGAUAAUUUAAUCAUUUAGAAAAGAAAAGUUUUACCUGUAUUUUACUUUGACAGAUUUGUUGGGUUUUUUUUUCUUUGAGAAAAUUCUCUAUAACUACAAAGUGAGCUAUAAUAUAAGGAGGUUUACAGAAGAUGGCCUCUUGUUUUUUUUAAUAAAAUGUAAUUUAAAAAACACUGAUGCAUGGUUGUAACAAUAUUAAAGUGUGACUUUUUCCUUUGUCCAUUUACGUAAAGAUAAUUUUCUGACUCGUGUUUAAUCUGUUUUGUGAUGACUCAACCACUGUGAAUCACUACAGCGAAUCAAAGGUGUCCAACUUCAUUCUGUUUACAGUAUGAUUUGCUUAAAACACUCCCAUCUGAAAUGGAUUUUCUGGUUAAUGGUAAAAAUAUCUUUCCAGCCCUAGCUGUAAAAAACAAAGACCUUAAUGAAGAUUAAAGGUAAAUCUUGCCAAUUGCAGUAUAAUUCCAAGUUUCUACUCAAUGCAACUUCAUCUAAAAAAAAACCUCCUGUUUGUUCUCCCUCUACAGUUGGCUGCAGUCCUGACUACCAGUGAUGGAUGGUCCGACGUCCCCUGGUGAAUGACAUCACUGCACAGUCCUCUCUAAAUGGACUGAGUCCAGUGGCUCACACUCGGAGGCCUCUAGGGGUCCUUGAGCCCCAGUUUUGAUAACCAAAUCUUUAGCCGGUUACACCCACUCCUCCUCUCCCUGCAGCCGCCUCCUCCUCCUCAUCCCUCCACGCUCUCAGAAGUCAGCCAGCUACUACCACUGUUCCUCUUGUGCUUCAGUGACAGACAGACGGAGCACAGCUGAGAAGAAAACACAAACAGAACCAGGGCUUAAUGCUGCCUUCACUGACACCAGGCCACUGGAAUGAGAAGACUCGCAGGGGUAGCUCUAAAACGACGACAUGAUGUCCAGUCUGUUGUUUAUAGGCCUGUUGGUUUAUUUUCAUCCAUGCUUUUCAGCAUUUACUUUGGAGACCAGAGUGCUGACAUACGAUGACUCCUAUUAUGAGUAUGUGCCUGAUCGCCGUCAAUGGAGCGAUGCAGGAAAAUUAUGUAACCAACGCUCUGGGGCCUUAGCCACAGUCGCUAACUCAGCAGAGAACAUGAACCUCGCCAGGUUCUUAAAAUCUCUGAACAUCUCUCAGCCCGUGUGGAUUGCUGGGAAAGUUCGGACAUAUCUAACAAGUUCCUCCGAGAUCCUGAUUCUGGAAUUUAGUGGACGAUCGGACAGAAAACACGCUCGUCUCCUGCACAACUUCUCCUCCAUGGGCUCAGUGACCGUUUGCACCCGUGUGCGCUUUAAUCCCAACUGCUCUGGAAUUUCCACCAUUUUCUCUUAUUCCAUCCAGUCAUAUAUAAAUGAGUUCCAGCUCCGCGCAAAUGUGAUCCAAGGCAAGACUGUGCAGCUGGCCGUGCUGGUGCAUGGCAUUCAUGGGCCCUAUCAGGACGCCUUUGAGCACGACAGUUAUUGGCACACGACGUGCGUGACCUGGAGCCAGAUUGGUGGACACUGGGCUCUAUAUGCCGAUGGCCUGGCUUUUUAUAGAGGCGACGGCCUGAACAGCACUGACAGCAUCGGUCCUGAUGGGCUCUUCAUCAUUGGACAGGAGCAGGACACUUUUGGGGGCUCAUUUAAGAAGAAUGAGUCAUUCUCAGGGAGCAUCACAGACCUACACAUUUGGGAUCGGGUGUUGAAUAGCAGUGAAAUAUCCAGCAUGAAAAACCAGUGCUCGCUCAUUUCCUCUGGGCUGGUGUUCCAGUGGAGAGCAGAGGGCCUGGAAGUAGACUCCUCCCUCAAAGAGCUGUGGAGAGACAACCCCUGUCAAGGGAACUUCACCGUGCUGACACCUUCCCUCACUGAUGGACACUCUUUGCAGAAUGAAACAUUUCCAUUUGAGUUGUUUGAAAACUCCCAGUCUGCUGAGGGCUGUGGGAUCUUCGACCCAGUUAGUGACGACUGGAGCCUGAUAAGGUGUGACUCCUUAAAUGCAGCCGUUUGCCAGCUCCAGAAAGAAGUGGAUAUUUUCAGUUUACCAAAAACGCCAUUCUUCGAAAGAGUGAGCAAGGAUCCUUUGACUAAAGCCGAGAUGGAUGAACUGAGCUUCAGAAGUUCCGGGGAGAAAGAUCUGACCUCCCUACAGCAGCUGUCUCAGGCUGUUCUUCACACCGUGGAGGCCAGUGGCCCGGACUCCCUGACCUCUGCUGAUGUCCUCUACCUCUCCCAGAGAAUUGACACCGAUCUUAUAGCGGCGUUUAACGGCCAUUCUAGCGGACAGGAUGCAGCGGAGGUCAUGGUCACUAUUGCUACAAACUACGUGAAGACCUCAAGUUUGCUGCUGGAGCCUGGUAUGGCUAAAGGAUGGAUGGGUCAGACUGAGGAUGGGGUCAGCGUGGGUCCAUUCACUAUCAUCAAGACCGUUGACCGUCUCUUUGAAGCUGUUGCUGACAUGCUAUCUGCUGAGAGGACAUAUAGCUUGUGUUUUGAUGGUGUCUCCUGUUCUUCCUCUCCUUCAGAUGUUUACAUGAAGUGGCAGAAACUGUCUGAAGAAAAUGGCAGUCAGGUCUUCAACCCAUCGGUGCUCAGUUCUCAUGCAACUGGCAGCAGUGUUCAGGACGAACUGGUCAUCACUGACACAGAGCUCCACAGGAUACACACACUGGGAUACGAGGAGGUGGUGUUCAUUCACACCCAUUACAGCCAUCUGAGUGACAUUAUGUCUGGAGGACAGGAAAGUCCAGUGAGUCACCAAGAGACGAGAGUUAAAAGCAUUCCAGAUCCAGGUCUCCUGGCCUCUGCCGUCAUAUCGGCAACAGUCCGUGAUCCCACCAGGACAGAAACCAUCCCAGUGGCGGUCCAGUACACUCUCUCCACGUUACAAGUGGUGGAAUAUUCACAGCAACGUUCUCCAAUUUGUGCCUUCUGGAAUUUCAGCCUGAUGCAGAGUUAUACCAAUGGCUGGUCCGGUGCUGGAUGCAGGGUGACCUUUGCUGGCUCUGGUGUCACUUCCUGUCUAUGUAACCACACGACCAAUUUUGCAGUGUUGAUGAAUUACCUGGAGCCGAAGUGGAGUCCAGAGGAAGAGCUCAUUCUCACCAAGCUGACAUUCAUCGGCUCCGGUGCCUCUCUGUGUGCACUGGUGGUGACCUUGAUGCUGUUCACUGUCCUGGACAUCCCCAAAUCUGACAGGACGUCCAUUCACAAGAACCUGUUCGUCGCCCUGAUCUGUGCCCAGGUGAUUCUGCUCUGCAGCAGCUCAGCCAUUCACAACAAGGUGGCGUGUACCCUUGUGGCUGCACUGCUCCAUCUCUUCUUCAUGGCAGCGUUCUGCUGGAUGCUAGUGGAGGGUCUGCUGCUCUGGAGCAAGGUGGUGGCCGUCAACCUUAGCGAGGACCGACACAUGAAAUAUUAUUAUCUCAUUGGCUGGGGUCUGCCCGUGCUCAUCGUCACCAUCACGCUGGCAUCAGCCUCGGGCAAAUACUCAGCUGACGGCUAUUGUUGGCUCAGCGUCCAGAACGGUGUGAUCUGGGGUUUUGCUGGACCCGUCAUCUUCAUCAUCAUGGUAAACAUCCUGAUCCUGACCCGAGUGGUGAUCAUCACCAUCUCCACAGCCAAGAGAAGGUCCAUCAUGUUGGCCAUGGGUGCCAGUCCAGUAGAACAAGCCUAUGAACAAAUCAGGGCUGCAGUGAAGGCAGUGUUGGUGUUGCUGCCCAUUCUUGGAUUGACUUGGCUGUGUGGUGUCCUGGUGCCUUUCUCUAUUGUCAUGGCCUAUAUCUUCAUCCUCCUCAACUCACUACAGGGCCUUUUCAUCUUCCUGAUAUAUGGGGUGUACAACACAGAGGUUCGCAGCACGGUCAACAGGAUCAAGGAGAGGAGAAAAGCGCUUAAUUUCUCAAAUUGUGCCAGUUCACGUCCGUCCAGCUCGGUCACCAGCUCUCGUCCUGUCAGUUUUCCUCUUGGCACCAGCCCGAGUCAGGAAGAGGAGACCAGCCAGAGCUACAACUGCAGCAACGCACUAGACGCUGGGAAGGAAGACGAGGGGAACACGGGUCAGCUGUCCAUUCCUUGUGUUGAAGAGAGACUGGAGAGUCCCCUGAGCCAACGCUUAAAAGACACACAGCAACAUGGGAAGGAUCCUCCUCCUCCUCCUCCACCACCUCCAUCCAAAGAGGACGACUUCCCCACUGGUUGUAGUCUCCAUGUUCCCAUGGAGUUGGAGUUUACAACUUCCUGUUUCCCUCGUAGCCCCGCGCCGCAGAAAAGCUACGGUCUCGUGUACGUAGACUGACCUUGUUGCUGAAGAGGUGAUUAUGAUUUUUUUUUCUUUUCUUGUUUCCCUUUAUCUUUACAUUUCAUGUCAAGUACAGCCAGAAUUGUCAUGUUUGUAUUUUUUUUUUAUUGGUAUCUGAAGUAGUUUGAUUUUUGAUUUAUCUUUUCUUUUUGUUUAUGUUUUUAUGACGUACUGUAUGAAAACUGAAGCUGUACGGCUGCAAAAUCUUUUUCAGUGGUUAUUUUAUAGUUCACUUGUGAAAGCUGCCUCUUUGACUGUACAUAUGCCUCUCAGAGCUCGUAUUUUUGGUCCUGUAUUGUGUGCAUUUGUCGUCAUUCUUUUUAAGUAAUGAACUCAUAAGUGUGAGAAACAUACCGUAUAAUGUGACUACAACAUUCCUGAUGUCUUUCAACCAGGUUCUUUAGUGGCAUGAGCUCCACGCCUUUUCUCUUUUAACUUACAAUAUUAAGAAAUGAAGAAAAAAAUUUGGUAGAUAUAGUUUUGAAGGAUUUUUGUGUAAAGAUGGAUAUUUUAUAUAUUCACAAAUGUAAAAGAAAAAUCUGCCAUAAGUACCCUAAAAAAUAUUUAUCUGAAAUGUGUGGGAAGUGUUCAUGACUAUUUUGUGUUUUCUAUAAAAAUGAUAAUAAUAAUAAAAAACUUGGAAAUUAAGAAACAAACUAAAGACUGUGUUAAUGUUGGACGUUGUUGUGGACGAUGGGAAGUUUGUGGAAAGUUUAUAAAGACAGGUCAACAAGGAGAUGAGCUUGUGGUUUCAUCUCAUGUCCACAUGUCAACAGGUCCAUCAGGAUGUAAAGGUAACUAUUUUCAGAAUAGAUUGAUUUCUAAAGUCUGACAUUUGUAAAUCUAUUUCUGACUGCUGACACUUUCUCUAAUCUUUAUUUCCCAGGAGCAGGAUGUUGUGAGGAGGAACGCUACUGUUGGUGAGUAACGAUCCAGAUCCACUUAUACAUGACUUUAACACUCAGAAUAUCAUGCAAACGCAAUGCAACAUGAACUGGUGCCCCACCAAACACCGCUGUGUGUAUCUAACGUUCUGUCAAAAUUGUGACCUUAUUUACAGCUAUACACAAAAAAACACCAUUUUGAUUCUUUAUUAGACUACAACUUAAGUCUGUAUUUGUGGGAUGUUGCAUUUCUCUUGCAGUAAUAUUUUGAAUAGUUUUUUGUUAUAAACUGCUGGCCUGUGAUCACAACCAGCAGGAAAAGGUUAAUUUUUUGUC
Cynoglossus semilaevis (tongue sole) is the source of this 6167-nucleotide messenger RNA. Its product is annotated as adhesion G-protein coupled receptor D2. Gene Ontology annotation, molecular function: G protein-coupled receptor activity. The coding region runs from base 1561 to 4944 and encodes 1127 amino acids. Gene Ontology annotation, biological process: adenylate cyclase-activating G protein-coupled receptor signaling pathway; cell surface receptor signaling pathway. Gene Ontology annotation, cellular component: plasma membrane. The transcript is spliced from 25 exons. NCBI's taxonomy places the organism in Eukaryota, Metazoa, Chordata, Actinopteri, Pleuronectiformes, Cynoglossidae. The record is from RefSeq and is a predicted model, not a curated record.